This is a messenger RNA of Nicotiana tabacum (common tobacco), 2307 nucleotides long. Lineage: Eukaryota; Viridiplantae; Streptophyta; Magnoliopsida; Solanales; Solanaceae. The record is from RefSeq and is a predicted model, not a curated record.
AUGAUAUUGAAGCCAUGGAUUGCUAAUUUUGAUUUCACAAAGGAGUUCCUGCAGGAUAUUCCCAUGUGGGUGGUAUUGCCAAACCUACCCAUGACUUGUUGGGGAGGAAAAUCACUGAGUAGGAUUGCCAGUGCAAUAGGAAAACCACUGUAUGCUGAUGAGUGUACCUCAAAACAGAAAAAGCUUUCCUAUGCUCGCAUGCUCAUUGAAAUAAAUGUUACAACGCCACUUCCUACUAGUGUCUUAGUAUGGGAACCAGAUGGGAGACAAUUUGAACAAUCAAUUGAAUAUGAUUGGAAACCAGAAUUCUGUGAGGUUUGCUUAAAAAUAGGUCAUUACUACAAGCAAAAAGAAGUUGAGAAUCAGACCUUUAUGCAGCUAAGGAGAAGAAGAAGAAGACCAAGAGAAAAUGCCCAGCCAACACAUACAGAUGUUGGACCUCCAAAGAUGAUACAGGAGUGGAGAACAAAAGCAAUUGUUGACAAAACUGAUAAGGCAGCUAAGCUUAUGGUGACUACCAAAGCCACAACUGGUGAGCAUUAUCAACAGGAAGUUGGACAGAGGCAGAUGGCAUUGCUUAUCAGGGAGGACCAGAUGAGCAGCAAGGGACCUGCUAAGGAAAGCAUCAGAGAGGAGGAGCAAGAACAUAAAAUCCCUGAACUUAGUUGUCCCAGGGAAUUUCCAGCUCUGGUACAGAGGAACAUUGGUACUUCAGAGAAAACAGGUGGAUUAAGGAGUAAUAAUAACAUGCCUAUAGCAGAGAUUGGAUUGCUUGAGACAAGAGUCAAAGAACCAAAUGUGAAGAGAGUUAUUAAAAACAUAUUACCAGGAUGGGCAUUGCAGUGCAACUACCAGAAAGCUGUGAAUGGAGGAAUAUGGCUCACCUGGGAUCCAAAUGUGUAUAGUGUUGAUGUUGAAAAAGUAGAGGCUCAGAUUAUACACUGCCUAGUUAAAGGCAGAUUGGAUGAAUUUGAAUCAUAUCUAACAUUGGUAUAUGGCUUCAAUACAGUUGAUCAAAGAAAGGAACUAUGGACAAGUCUGGCUGAUAUCUCUGCACACACAAACAAGUCAUGGCUGAUAGAUGGUGAUUUUAAUGCUAUGCUAUAUACACAAGACAUGAUGUAUGGAAACUCUGUGACACUGAAUGAAAUAGUUGACUUUUCUGAUUGCAUAGACAAUCUAUUACUAAAUGAGCUACCAUGGAAAGGAGACUACUACACCUGGUCCAAUAAUCAACAAGGGGCAGAAAGGAUUUAUAAGGGCAUUGCUGAGAGAAUUGAGAAUGUCAGGGCUGAUCUUGUUCAAGUUCAGGAGGAAAUGAGGUUACAAUACUCAGACAAUUUGCUACUACAAGAGAAGACUAUCUUACAGAACUUGGAGAAAUGGUCACUUAUUGAGGAAAGUAUCCUCAAACAGAAGGCUAGUAUGAAAUGGAUCAAGUUAAGAGAUGCUAAUACUAAGUACUUCUCUGCUGUCAUGAAAGAGAGAAGUCAAAGAAAGAAGAUACUAGAGAUAUACACUAACGAUGGAAUGAAACUGGCUACUCCUACUAGUAUUAAGGAGGAGAUAGUUAAAUUUUAUAAGAGCUUGAUGGGAACUGUUGUUGCAUCUUUUCCUUCUAUCAACAAGGAAACUAUGAAAAAUGGACCUAAGCUCACUCAUGAACAACACUUGAGCUUAUGUGUGGAAGUAACAGAGGAAGAGAUAUAUGCAGCAUUGUGUGCAAUACAUGAAGAUAAAGCCUCUAGAGUGAAUGGAUAUAACUCUUGCUUCUUCAAAGGAGCAUGGCCAAUGAUCAAAAGUGAUGUAGUAAGAGCAAUUGAGGAUUUCUUCACUAUUGGUAAGCUAUAUAAAGCCAUAAAUUGCACUACAAUUACAUUGGUACGUAAGUUAAACAAUCCUAGAGCAGCAAAAGAUUUCAAACCUAUUUCUUGUUGCUUAGUACUAUAUAAGAUCAUCUCAAAGGUGCUAGCGAAUAGACUACAGAAAGUUAUAACAAACAUCAUUAGUGAAGCACAUGCUGGAUUCAUUCAUGGGAGGAAGAUUGCAGACAACAUCAUUUUGGCUCAUGAGCUUGUCAAAGCUUACACAAGGAAGAACACUUCUCCUAGAUGUAUGAUCAAAAUAGACCUGACCAAGGCCUAUGAUUCUGUGGAGUGGAUAUUUCUGGAGCAGGUCAUGGUUGAGCUAGAAUUCCCUAGAAGAUUUCAACACUGGGUCAUAACUUGUGUUAAGACUGUGAGCUACUCAAUUAUGGUGAAUGAAGAGCCUUCAGUUCCUUUCUCAGCAGCUAAAGGACUGAGAUAA